AUGGAGGAAGUCGACAGUGUUUUGGUUGAUAACGUGAAAAGUUUCGGUGCCGGUGGUUUUGGUGGUGUUUGUGCCGUCUUAACUGGCCACCCAUUCGACUUGGUCAAGGUUCGUUUGCAAACUGGUGUUUACCAGUCCACCGCCGAGUGUCUUAAGGGCACCUUGGCCAAGGACGGUGCUCUUGGUUUCUACAGAGGUGUGUUGCCUCCAUUGUUGGGUGUUACUCCUAUGUUCGCUGUUUCCUUCUGGGGUUACGACAUGGGUAAGAAGAUUGUCGGUUCUUACACUGGCAAGAAGGCCGAGGACUUUACUGUUGGUGAGACCUCUACUGCUGGUUUCAUCUCUGCUGUUCCAACUACUUUGGUCGCUGCUCCAUUCGAGAGAGUCAAGGUUAUGAUGCAGGUUGCUGACGGUAAGAAGACCACUAUGGGUUCUGUCAUUGCUGAGAUGUACAAGACCGGUGGUAUCAGAUCCAUUUUCAAGGGUUCCGCUGCUACUUUGGCCAGAGACGGUCCAGGUUCUGCUCUUUACUUUGCUACCUACGAGAUCUUGAAGGAGAAGUUGUCCACUCCAGGUAAGGACUUGUCGUUGGGUGCCAUUUCUGUUGCCGGUGGUUUUGCUGGUGUUGCCAUGUGGCUCGGUGUUUUCCCAAUUGACACCAUCAAGUCUACCCAGCAAUCUUCCAACGUCAACAUUUCUAUCGCUACUGCCACCAAGCAGAUCUACGGCAAGGGUGGUAUCAAGGCCUUCUUCCCAGGUGUGGGUCCAGCUUUGGCCAGAUCUUUCCCAGCCAACGCUGCCACCUUCGUUGGUGUGGAGGUUGCUAAGAACUUCUUUGAGAAGCUUGCGCCAUCUGCCAAGAGACUUUAG
Molecule: messenger RNA, 870 nt
Organism: Candidozyma haemuli
Lineage: Eukaryota; Fungi; Ascomycota; Pichiomycetes; Serinales; Metschnikowiaceae
Gene: CRC1
Product: carnitine:acyl carnitine antiporter
Exons: 1
Coding region: 1-870 (289 amino acids)
Biological process (GO): mitochondrial transport; carnitine transmembrane transport
Cellular component (GO): mitochondrial envelope
Molecular function (GO): O-acyl-L-carnitine transmembrane transporter activity
Source: RefSeq, a predicted model, not a curated record